GACUGUCUGAAUUAUUGUAUUUGCAGUAAAAAUGGCAGUAUCUAGUGUUUCUUUGGCUCAGGAUGAGUUCAGCUGUUCAAUCUGUCUUGAUCUACUGAAAGAUCCAGUGACCAUUCCCUGUGGACACAGUUACUGUAUGAGCUGUAUUACAGGCUGCUGGGAUCUGGAUGAUCAGAAGAGAGUCUACAGGUGCCCUCAGUGCAGACAGACCUUCACUCCAAGACCUGUUUUAGGUAAAAACACCAUGCUGGCUGAAGUGCUGGAGAAACUCAAGAAGACAAAACUACAAGCUGCUCGUCCUGCUCAGUGCUACGUUGCAUCUGGAGAUGUGGAGUGUGACGUCUGUACUGGGAGAAAAUAUAAAGCCAUCAAGUCCUGUCUGGUGUGUCUGAACUCUUACUGUCAAAAUCAUCUUGAACAACAUGAGAAUCUGUUCAAAGGUAAGAGACACAAUCUAAUGGAUGCCACUGGACAACUGCAGGAGAUGAUCUGCCCUCAACAUGAGAAACUACUGGAGAUUUUCUGUCGUACUGAUCAGCAGUGUAUAUGUUAUUUGUGUACAAUGGAUGAACACAAAAACCAUGAGACUGUAUCAGCUGCAGCAGAGAGGACUGAGAAACAGAGUCAAUUGAAUGAGACACAGAGUAAAUUCCGCCAGAGAAUCCAGGAGAGACAGAACGAGCUUGAGGAGCUGAGAGAGAUUGUAGAGUCUCACAAGCGCUCUGCACAGGCAGCAGUGGAGGACAGUGAGAGGAUCUUUACUGAGCUGAUCCGCUCCAUUGAGAGAAGCUGCUCCGAGGUGACACAGCUGAUCAGAGAUCAGGAAAAGUCUGCAGUGAGUCGAGCUGAAGGAAAACUGGAGCAACUGGAGCAGGAGAUUGAAGAUCUCAGGAGGAGAGAUGCUGAGCUGGAGCAACUUUCACACACAGACAAUCACAUCCGUUUCUUCCAGUCUCUCUCUGUUCCUCCUGGAUCUACAGACUCACCCAAAAUCAUUGUCAGUUCUCAUCUCUCUUUUGAUGAUAUUGGUAAAUCUGUGUCUCACCUGAGAGAGAAACUGGAGCAUUUCUGCAGAGAAGAGAUGGCAGAGAUAUCUGAUAUGGUAAAAUACAUCGAGUUUAUAUCCACCCCCGAACCCAAGAAAAGGGAGGAGUUUCUACAAUAUUACCGUCGGUUCACGCUGGAUGAAAACACAAUGCAUAAAUACCUCUGUCUGUCUGAGGAGAGCAGAAUGAUUACUGAAACUAACACAGACCAAUCAUAUCCUGAUCAUCCAGACAGAUUUGAUAGUUUGACUCAGGUGCUGUGUAGAGAGAGUAUGUGUGGACGCUGUUACUGGGAGGUUGAGUGGAGUGGGAGAGGAGUGUGUAUAUCAGUGUCAUAUAAGAGCAUCAGCAGGAAGGGACGGGGUAAUGAAUGUGCAUUUGGAUAUAAUGAUCAGUCCUGGAGUUUGUAUUGCUUUCCUUCCAGUUACUGCAAAUACUCAUUCUGUCACAAUUACACAGAGACUGAGCUCACUGAGGUCUCCAGCUCCUUUAGAAUAGGAGUGUAUGUGGAUCACAGUGCAGGAACUCUGUCCUUCUACAGCGUCUCUAACACAAUGACCCUCAUUCACAGAGUCCACACCACAUUCACUCAGCCUCUCUAUGCUGGGUUUAGAGUUUAUGGAUCAGUGAAACUGUGUGAUAUCACAAAAUAGAUGAUACAAAGUCAUAUAGUGCUGCAUGUGAUAUUAUCAAUAAAAAUACAAGUAAAAACCUUAUCACAUUAAGCUAAUAAUGGUUCAUGUAAGGGUGAAAGAAUAACAACAAUGUUCAUUGUAACCAAUGGCACAAAUAAUAUACUGUCAUAAUGUAUGCUGUAAAUAAAAACAUGAGCGAACAAAAGGCCAUAAUGUCAUUUAUUUAGGCCUUUGGAAUCUGAAUAUAUGACAUCACAGUUAUGAAUUAACAACCUUGCAGUUGAAGAUGUACUGUUCAUUCUGUCUAUGAAACACUGUGAAUGAAAACAGAUGGAAGUGUGAUCAACAUUAAAACAAGAUUUUACUUCAAUAAACAUAAAAA
Messenger RNA from Sinocyclocheilus anshuiensis, 2063 nucleotides. RefSeq names its product tripartite motif-containing protein 16-like. The transcript is spliced from 6 exons. Gene Ontology annotation, molecular function: protein binding; zinc ion binding. NCBI's taxonomy places the organism in Eukaryota, Metazoa, Chordata, Actinopteri, Cypriniformes, Cyprinidae. The record is from RefSeq and is a predicted model, not a curated record. The coding region runs from base 32 to 1699 and encodes 555 amino acids.